Hippocampus comes (tiger tail seahorse) is the source of this 4912-nucleotide messenger RNA. RefSeq names its product erb-b2 receptor tyrosine kinase 4b (gene erbb4b). The record is from RefSeq and is a predicted model, not a curated record. Gene Ontology annotation, cellular component: plasma membrane; signaling receptor complex; basal plasma membrane. Gene Ontology annotation, molecular function: ATP binding; epidermal growth factor receptor binding; transmembrane receptor protein tyrosine kinase activity. Bases 1 to 4362 code for a protein of 1453 amino acids. NCBI's taxonomy places the organism in Eukaryota, Metazoa, Chordata, Actinopteri, Syngnathiformes, Syngnathidae. Gene Ontology annotation, biological process: cell surface receptor protein tyrosine kinase signaling pathway; multicellular organism development; negative regulation of apoptotic process. The transcript is spliced from 29 exons.
AUGGAGGACGCCGUCUCCGGUGGGUGUGAAAGCAUCUGCAUCAUUCAAAAGGAAGCCGAGAGCUGGCACUUGGACACAUUUGGCCAAUCGAUCCGGGAAGUGACAGGCUAUGUCCUGGUGGCUCUGAACCAGUUUGACUACUUGCCACUGGAGAACUUGCGAAUCAUCCGCGGGACAAAGUUGUACGAGGACCACUACUCCCUUGCGAUCUUCCUCAACUACAGACACGACGGAAACUUUGGCCUGCGUCAGUUGGGCCUGAGGAACCUCACGGCUGAAACAGGAUGCUGUGAUGCCGCAAGCAAAAACCUUCAAAGUGAGCCCCUCUGGGAGAAACCACGGUGUCUGUCCCCGUCGUGUGGCACUGCCUUGGAGCUUGGGAACCUUGCCUCUUUCUGCUUGCAGUCGAUCCGGGAAGUGACGGGCUAUGUCCUGGUGGCUCUGAACCAGUUUGACUACUUGCCGUUGGAGAACUUGCGAAUCAUCCGUGGGACAAAGUUGUACGAGGACCACUACUCCCUUGCGAUCUUCCUCAACUACAGACACGACGGAAACUUUGGCCUGCGUCAGUUGGGCCUGAGGAACCUCACGGAGAUCCUGAGUGGAGGUGUCUAUGUCCACCAAAACAACUUCCUGUGUCACGCAGACACCAUUCAUUGGCAGGACAUUGUCAAGAACUCGGGGGUCUAUCCUGUGGUUGUCCCGACCAACAGCAGUGCCACAUGUCAGAAGUGCCAUCGCUCCUGCAAUGGCCGUUGCUGGGGGCCUAAAGAAGACCAAUGUCAAAGCUUAACCAAGACGGUGUGUGCCGUGCAGUGCGACGGCCGCUGUUUUGGUCCCUACGUGAGCGACUGCUGCCAUCGUGAGUGUGCAGGUGGCUGCUUUGGUCCGAAGGACACUGACUGCUUUGCAUGCACAAAUUUCAAUGACAGUGGGGCGUGUGUGACGCAGUGUCCACAGCCUUUUUUGUACAACCCCACCACCUUCCAGGUGGAACACAACCCUCGAACGAAAUACACUUACGGAGCAUUCUGUGUCAAGAAGUGUCCACACAACUUUGUGGUGGACCAGAGCUCCUGUGUGCGCGCGUGCCCCAGUAACACGAUGGAGGUGGAGGAGAACCGCAUCAAAAUGUGCAUUCCUUGUACUGACAUCUGCCCCAAAGCCUGCGAUGGCAUCGGAACCGCCAGUCUGCAGUCGGCUCAGACGGUCGACUCCAGCAACAUCGACAAGUUUGUCAAUUGCACCAAAAUAAAUGGCAAUUUGGUGUUCCUCAUCACUGGAAUUAAAGGGGACGUCUAUCACGACAUUGAAGCUUUGGACCCGGAAAAGCUUCACGUGUUUCGCACCGUUAGGGAAAUUACCGGCUUUCUGAGCAUUCAGUCUUGGCCGGAUAACGUAACAGACUUGAGUGUUUUCAGCAACUUGGUAACGAUUGGGGGAAGAUCUCUGUACAGUGGGAUCUCCCUGCUGGUGUUAAAGCAGCACGGCAUCUUAUCACUUCAACUUCAGUCGCUCCGUGAGAUCAGCGCAGGCAACGUGCACAUUGUGGAGAAUAGCCAGCUGUGCUACUACAACACAGUCAACUGGACCCGACUGUUCCGCGCCGCCAACCAGAAAGCUUUGACCCGCAACAACAGAGACCCGCAGAUGUGCUCCAAGGAGCAUAUGGUGUGUGACCCGUUAUGUUCCGACUCUGGAUGUUGGGGUCCUGGCCCAGACCAAUGUCUCUCAUGCAGGGACUUCCGUAGGGGACAAAGUUGUGUGGAACACUGCAACCUGUAUGAAGGGGAGAUUCGAGAGUUUGCCAACGACUCGGUGUGUGUGGAGUGUGAUUCCCAAUGUGAGCGGGCUGACGGCAACGCUUUGACCUGCCACGGUCCGGGCCCCGAGCAUUGUGUAAAAUGCAUCCAUUUUAAGGACGGUCCUAACUGUGUGGAAAAAUGCCCAGAUGGCCUGCAAGGCGCAAACAGUUUUAUCUUCAAGUAUGCCGAAAGCAACAAUGAGUGCCAUCCCUGCCAUGCCAACUGCACACAAGGGUGCAGUGGGCCAAGACAUCAGGACUGUAUCGGCUGGAUGGACAGAACCCCUUUGAUCGCGGCAGGGGUGAUCGGCAGCCUCUUCAUGGUGGUUAUCGUUGCGCUGAGCGUGGUGGUGUCUGUGCGCCGGAACAACAUCAAGAAGAAGCGGGCCCUUCGUCGCUUCUUGGAAACAGAGCUGGUGGAACCUUUGACACCCAGCGGGACAGCACCCAACCAAGCUCAGCUUCGAAUCUUGAAAGAGACAGAACUCAAAAGAGUCAAGAUCCUUGGCUCUGGAGCCUUUGGGACAGUGUACAAGGGAAUUUGGAUUCCUGAGGGGGAAACGGUUAAGAUACCCGUAGCCAUCAAAAUCCUCAAUGAAGCCACGGGGCCCAAGGCAAAUGUGGAGUUCAUGGACAGGAGACAAGUGUUUAUCUUUCAGGAGGCCCUGAUUAUGGCCAGCAUGGAGCACCCUCACCUGGUGCGUCUGCUGGGUGUCUGCCUGAGUCCCACCAUCCAGCUGGUGACGCAACUGAUGCCCCACGGCUGCCUUCUCGACUACGUCUUCGAGCAGAAGGACAACAUCGGAUCGCAGCUGUUGCUCAACUGGUGUGUCCAGAUUGCCAAGGGGAUGAUGUAUCUGGAGGAGCGUCGGCUGGUCCACAGGGAUCUGGCAGCCCGCAACGUCCUGGUGAAAUCUCCCAACCAUAUCAAGAUCACCGACUUUGGCUUAGCCCGCUUGCUUGACGUCAAUGAGAAGGAAUAUAAUGCAGAUGGAGGAAAGAUGCCCAUUAAAUGGAUGGCCCUGGAGUGUAUUCAUUACAGGAAGUUUACUCAUCAAAGUGAUGUUUGGAGUUACGGGGUAACAAUUUGGGAGCUGAUGACCUUUGGAGGGAAGCCAUACGAUGGAAUUUCAACCAGAGAUAUUCCAGAACUACUGGAGAAAGGGGAGCGUCUCCCACAGCCGCCCAUCUGCACCAUUGACGUCUACAUGGUCUUAGUCAAAUGCUGGAUGAUUGACACAGACAGCCGACCCAAGUUCAGAGAACUGGCAGCAGAAUUCACCAGGAUGGCCCGUGAUCCGCAGAGAUACCUCGUUAUUCAAGGGGACGACCGAAUGAAGCUGCCUAGUCCCAACGAUAGCAAGUUCUUUCAAAGUCUCCUGGAUGAAGAGGAGCUGGAAGACCUGAUGGAUGCUGAGGAGUAUGUGGUGCCCCACUCCCUCAAUAUCCCACCUCUGACGUACACUUCACAAACCCUCAUGGACCCCAGCAAGUUUUGCUACCAGGAUCCAAAUUUUAGCCGGCAGGACACAAUAGCCACCCUCCCAAGAGGAGUCUCGGUUCCGCCCGUGAGUGGCGCUUGCCUCGUUUCCCAGGACCUGGCCUCGGGAGGGCAGACUGGUGGUGGAUUUGUCCGCGCCAAACAGGAGGAUCCCCGAUGUAACGGCACUUUAAGGAAGCAGGCCUCCCCGAGAUCAAGCGUCCUUGUGGCUGGAUCAGCACUUUCUACAGGACAAGGCGCGUGUGAGGAAUGCAGUGGACAGCGUUACAGUGCGGACCCAACUGCUCUUCUUGCAGAACGAGGAGCCAAGGGGGAGAAGGAGCAGGAUCCAUACGCGACGGCCAUGAGAGAGAGGAAGAGUUCAGAGCACAUCAACGCUGUUGAGGAAAACCCUUUCAUUGCACGUCGCAAAAACGGAGAAGCCCAUGCAGUGGUUGACGGUGGAGGCUGCCGCACUCUACACAUGGCCGGAGCCGUUGCCGCGGCCGCUUCUGCCGCUGCCACCUCCGGCAGCCACUCCGCCCACAGGAACGAUGAGUAUGUCAACGAGCCGCUUUACCUGAAUACCUUCCUUAACACCGGGGACAAGAACGGAUUAGCUUCGGCCGUCUCCUUCGCCGUACCGGGGACAUCGACUCCCCAAACGGUAUCACAGACGGUUAGCAAAUCAACAUCAAGCCACGCAGUCCCCACCUCCGGAUACGUGCUGGCCCCUGGCCACCUCCCCCACCCGGCGUAUCCAUCCCACACCCUGCAUCCGGGGCAUUCGGGACAUGCUCUGCACUCAGGCAUUACCGGCGGCACCGUCAUGUUCGAUAAGAAAGGCAAGAAGGCUGCUUUUGACAAUCCUGAAUACUGGCAGCACAGCCUCCCUCCGAAAAGCACUCUGCACAACCCGGAGUACCUGCAGGACUGCAGCACACGCUUCUUCUACAGACAAAAUGGACGCAUCCGCCCUGCCGUUGCUGAAAACCAGGAAUACUUGUCGGAGGCGGCCAUGAAAGCCGGCAAUGUGUUACCGCCCCCUCCCUACAGACAGAGGAACACUGUGGUGUAGUCACCCACCUGUAGCACGCAAAAAGAGGGCCGAAGCCGUGGAGAAGAACGAACCUGGCGCUACCCUCACAUUCUCAAACUGGAUUCUUCUUAAACGCGGUGUGAACGCCUCCGUGAUUUCAUCGUGGCUCAAAGCCUCGGCAUGUCCCGAGAGUGCUACAUUAGCAGUAUGACAAAAUGUCUCUAGUUCUUUUCUUUCACUCACUCCCUAUGUUCUCUUUUCUUUUUUUUUUCGAGCGCAACAAGGCCAGCCCUUACUGCAGUAGGUCCGGAGACACAAAAGUAAUCUGUAAUUAAGUAUGGAUUUGUUAUAGAGGACACGAUCCAAAUCCAGUGGAUAGCCCAAAGAGAGGAUUAUUGCCAUGACUGAUUCAUUACACUUCUACUUUCAUAAUCACAAGCUAAUAAUCCCCGUCGCCUUUUGUGACUACUUCCCACGGAGCUGAACUCAUCUCGUGGCAGCAAGCACACAUUGGCAUUGCUUGUGUGUAGCCCGCAAAAGUGAUGCAAGCCCGCAGAGUUGUCGUGACUUGCCAGCAAAAAAAAAAAAA